Messenger RNA from Penicillium paradoxum, 804 nucleotides. RefSeq lists its product as uncharacterized. NCBI's taxonomy places the organism in Eukaryota, Fungi, Ascomycota, Eurotiomycetes, Eurotiales, Aspergillaceae. The transcript has 3 exons. The record is from RefSeq and is a predicted model, not a curated record. Bases 1 to 804 code for a protein of 267 amino acids.
AUGAUGACUCGUUUGCGUGAGUCCCUGGCUGGUCCAGGGUACGUGAUCCUGAACGUCAUUCGCGUUCUGAACAUUAUCACUUUUAUGGAUCUCAUAGCUGCUUGUGCAGUUAUGCUGGCCAAGAUUAAGAUGCUGAACAGCUACUUCUUCUUCGAGGCUGUGACCCAUGCCGUUGUGGCUCUGGUCAGCCUCUUUAUGAUUAUCUCUGAGCUUCCCAUCCUACAGAGCUAUUUUGACAAUCAUUGGCCGAUGUUUGGGCAGCAAUCCAGCUUUUAUUCUCUCGGUGGGAUCAUGAUGAUCCUGGGCGUCUCAACCCUUGGCGCGCUGAACACUGAGGCCAUGACCCAGGAGUCCAUUGGCAUGGCCUUCUGGCGGAUUAUCACUUCCGCUGGCAUCUUGGCCAUGAUCGUUAGCGUGUUGAACGUCGUGGCAAGCUUCAUCUUCAGCGAUCCCGAAACCGGCGUCAGUGCCCGUCAGGUGCGGGUAGACGGUGCAGUCGCGCCUCAGAAGGCAAUGAGCCGGACAAGCAGCAGCCACAGCAGCCGCAGCAGUCAUAGUAGCCAUCGCGCCCUUCAUCUAGGCGCAAAGGAGGACACCCUGCCCAUGUACACUCGCCAGAACCCUGUCAAGCGUGCCACCAAGCGUCUCACUGGCCGAUUCCCCCUCAAGAUCUCUCGUCCCGUGGAUCCUACUUUAAUUGAGCAAAACGAUGCCGCUUCGUCCAAGUACUCUCGCGACUCUGGAGAUAUCCGUCCUCCUGACCUGGCCCAUCACCCUGCUAUGUACUCGGGCCACAUGGUUUGA